AUGACGCCGCUGGGUAUUUUCUUGGGCAUGGUGCUGUCCGAUUCAUUGCGUGGCAGCAGCGCGCUGACUAUGGAGGCAGUGGCGCUGAGCAUCGCGUCGGGCAGCUUCAUCUACUUGGCAUUUCACGAACUUUCCGAAGAGAACGCAAGCCAAGAGACCAAUUCCGCCGAGAAGCUCGCGCUGUUCUCCAUGGGCAUCUCCAGCAUGGCUGUGCUGGCCGCGUGGGCAUAA
Messenger RNA from Phytophthora nicotianae INRA-310, 231 nucleotides. RefSeq lists its product as hypothetical. The record is from RefSeq and is a predicted model, not a curated record. Lineage: Eukaryota; Oomycota; Peronosporomycetes; Peronosporales; Peronosporaceae. The coding region runs from base 1 to 231 and encodes 76 amino acids. The transcript has a single exon.